Molecule: messenger RNA, 909 nt
Organism: Gavia stellata (red-throated loon)
Lineage: Eukaryota; Metazoa; Chordata; Aves; Gaviiformes; Gaviidae
Product: olfactory receptor 6X1-like
Biological process (GO): G protein-coupled receptor signaling pathway
Cellular component (GO): membrane
Molecular function (GO): olfactory receptor activity; G protein-coupled receptor activity
Source: RefSeq, a predicted model, not a curated record
AUGGAAAACCAUACUUCCGUGACUGAAUUUAUUCUUCUUGGUUUCCCCAGCCUUCAAAGUGUUCAUGUUUUGCUCUUUGUGGGAGUCUUGGUUAUCUACAUUUUGACUGUCACUGGGAGUGUCAUCAUCAUUGCCACGUGGUGAAUGACAACUCUCCACAAACCCAUGUAUUUCUUCUUUGGAAAUCUGCCAUUUUGGGGAAUCAUCUAUGUCUCGGCCACUCUACCCAAGCUUUUGGCCAGUCUUCUGGAUGUCAAGAAGUCUAUCAGCACAGCUGGGUGUAAAGCCCAAGCCUUGUCCCACUUUUUCAUUGGUGCUACUGAGUUUUUCCUCCUCACAGCCAUGUCUUUUGACUAAUACAUAGCAAUAUGCAACCCUCUCCACUACAUCACCAUCAUGAGUGGAAACUGUGGUCAGCUCUCAUUUAGAUCUUGGAUGGGUAGCUUUCUGAUUGUCUUUGUGCAAACUGUUCUGGAGUUCACGCUGCCAUUCUGUGGCCCCAAUAUGAUCAAUAACUUCUACUGUGAUGUUGGGACACUGCUGAAUCUGGCUUCCACUGAGACCCACCAUAUUGAAUGGCUUAUUUUCACUGUUGCUACCAUGGUUCUGUUUAGCAUUUGCUUUUUGACUGUCAUCUCCUACUUCACCAUCAUUUUUACCAUGUUGAGGAUCCUACCUCCUUCUGGGAGACAGAACACUUUCUCUACCUGCAUUGCUUACCUGACUGUAGUCUUCAUGCUUUAUGGGGCAGUUGUAUUCAUUUAUGUCAGGCCAAGAGGGCAUGCCUCGCUAAAUAUGAACAAAGUGGUAUCCCUUCUGAACACCCUUGUAACGCCACUGCUAAACCCUUUCAUUUAUACUUUGAGAAACAAAGAAGUGAAGACCUCUUUGGGAAGUACAUAUCAAUAA